AUGCAUUUAUCAGCAGUAUCAAGCAUUGAAGUGAAAUUCACAGAAGAGAACAAAAUAGAAAACAGCUUUGAAGGCACAGAGUCAAUGCUUAUGCCUGAGUGUCUUCUACAGAAGACAGAUGUGAAUCAUUUACCAGGGACUGCAAAUCAAAGAAGAAAAACUAUUACAAGAGGAGAAAUGAAAGGAUCUCCAAAGGAAUAUCCUCCUCAACUUAAGGAAAUUGUCUGUGAAACUUUCCCACAGCAGAAGAGUGUGAGUCAUUUAGCUGUGUCUACACAUCGUAGAAUAGGAGGCAAAGCAACCACAGAAACAAAAGAAUUAUUUUUCCAGGCUAUUUCUGAAUGUCUUCCACAGAGAAGCAACAUAGAUCAUUUACCUGCAAGUGAACAGCAAAGAAAAGAAAAUAUGACAAAUGGUGAAAAAGAAGGUGGCAAUGUCUCCAAAUGGGCCACUUCUGAAGAUAAUAAUAUAGGCCAACCUGAGACAACUGUGAAGAAGAGCGAAGCAAAGAUAAGCUUGGGGGCUGUGGAGUCAUCAAGGACACUUAAACAAAACAGGAAGACAAGACUCAGCAACAAGAAGGACACCGUAGAAAGGCCAUCUUAUGGCAACACUGCUGCUGCUUUUGGUGGUGAUGGUGAUAACACAGCUGCUAUUUCUGAUACUGGUAUAAGAAAUGGAUUCAUCCAACAAAUGCAUUGUGGGAAGGCUCGAAACCAUCAAUUCCCUGUUACACGAAAAAAGCAUGUUAGACUGACUAAGGAAACGUCCAGAGAAAAGAAUAAGGCUCUAAAGUACGUGGAUGCUAUGGAUGACCACCAGUUAUCUGAAUCACUCUCUGAGGAUUAUGAUUUGCCUGGUUAUGACAAUAUAUUGAUGAUAGUUGACCAACUUCAAAUGAAGUAUAAAGAUUCUGGAAAACCAUUGGAAUUCCAGGAUGCAGUUCUAUUAUAUAAAAUGAUGCUCGAACAUAAUCAAAGUCACUCAGAAUUGCUUAUCAAAAAACAUAAUAACAAGAGAAACCAAGGUCACAGAGUGAUGAAGAAACCACGAGAAACAGAAAAAGCAAAACUGCAGCUCAGUUUCAGAAGUGAAGAGCAGCAACUCAACCUCAUGGAUGUGGGAUCGCCGGAAAAACAAGAAGUGCAGCAAAGAAAUGCUGAUGGUUGGUAUGAAAACAUGAAGAAACAAUUAACUGAAAAGGACCAACAAUACGAAAGAGAAAAGCAACAACUUGAACUGCGCCUUAGAGCACAGGAUAUGGAGUUGCAGCAUCUCAGAAAUGAUAUAAAUAAGUUGCAAGAAACACAGCAUCCAGAGACAGAGGCUGGACACGGUGACAGCAUGACAAAGGGACACCUGCAAAAGGUUGAACAUGAAGUUUCCAAGUUAGUAGAAAUCAUCAAAAAGCAAAAUGAGACCAUAGAACAGCUUGAGCGAAAACUAACAAGUGAAGAUAAGACAUUGGCAGGAACUGACCAUCUGACACAAGCGGGACGAGAUUUCUUCAGUGCUUUCAGAGAAAUGUAUACUACUUCAGUAAUGAGCCAGUUGGAACUCAGAAUUCAACAUCUGGAAAGGGAAUUCUCUGAAAUGAAGACCCGAACAUGUGAGAAUGUUAUGGUGCUGGAAAACUAUGUCAAACUUCAUCAGUCACAUAAGUUGAUGGAGACUGAAGGGAAGAUGAAGGAGGUCAUGACCCAGUUUGCCGUGCUGACUCAGCACAACACAGCGUUACUGAACUUGCUGAGCUCCAUAUUUGCCUCUGAGUGUCCCUGCAAGGCAACUUUUCAUAGAAGAUCGGGAAGCCUCUUUACCCAAGAGAACAUGUUGACUUCCACAUCAGGUCCACAGCCUGCAAAUCAGUCCGUCACAGCCCACCCAGAUGUGCCUGCGGAUGACAAAGAUGAUUCCAAUAAAGCACUCACCAAGUCGAUUCUGUCUCCACAAUCUGAGCCGCAUCAAGAGAAGAAGAAAUGUCUGGAAUCAGCUAAGGAGAAAAUGCUAAGGAAAAAAUGUUUUAAACGAACAAAAACAUCAACUGUGUAUGAAAAUAGAGAGCAUAGUUUCUCUGAAGUUUCAAACACCAGGCAAUUUGAAAAGAACAUUCCAACUGAUGAACCACAGCAUGAGAUAAUAAGAGAAGAUCAAGAAACUCUUGAUAACAUUCCAGGGAACCACAAUGCCUUGAGCAUAAGUCCAUGGGAAUUCAGAUGUACAGAUCUGGAAUCUGAACGCUCGGAAGAAAGAACUCAUCCAGCCUUCUUCUGUAUAGCUGAACGGGAAGAGUAUAAGGAUCCCUAUCUAGAAUGGGCAGCAAUGACACAUUCAUCACCCCAGGGACAGCUAAGGUCUAAGGGCAGACAAGAUGGGUCCAUGAGGAGGAACUUUAAUAAAAUGGAAGCUUAUACUUCUACAUCAAACACGUGCAUGAUGAGCUCUGGUCCAGAGUUCAGACCUGGACGACUCUACAACAGUUUCGGGUAUAGCAGAAAUUUCCUGCAAAGAGAACCCUUGAGGACAACCUUGAGGCCACAGACCUUUGAGAAUUCAUUGAGCUUCCCAAGCAGGGUAAGAGAAGAAAAUCAGCAAACUUCUUAUGACAAAGUAGGACAUCAUAAUGCCUCAUGCGUAAAGCCACAGAAAGCCACACUUUCAACCCUGCAGUCCAAACACCCAGAAGUAACUCAGCAAGCCUCAUAUAAGGCAGAACCAAAACGCUGUGAGGAGCCACAUCCUGAAAGGAUAGAGAUGACAAAGCCAUUAACUUAUGACCAACUAAAGUCUAAGGACAGGCAAGAUGAGUCCGUGAGGAGGAACUUUGAUAAAAUGGAGGCUUAUAGUUCUGUGCCAGACAUGUACACACCGACAAGCCCUGCUCCAGGGUUUGGAUCUGGACAACACUACAUCAAUUUGGAACACAGCAGAAGUCUCAGGCAAAAAGAAGCCGCGACGGCAAGCUCCAGGCCGUGGCGUUUUGUGGAGAGUCUGGAUAGCUACCUAUGGCGGAAGUCUUACAAAUAUUAUUUGAAUUUUUGCAGACAUGGCACCAAUUAUACGACCACUACUAGAGAAGACAAAGAUGUGCAAAUCCCUAUGACGAACUUAGAUUUGAGACAUCGUCAGAACAAUGACGUACUAGAAAUAUCUCUUAGUCUCUUGUGGAAAGGAGGGGUUGAUAUUUAUGAGCUGCGUAUCCAGGAUGUAAAUGAUAAAAGACUAUAA
Molecule: messenger RNA, 3225 nt
Organism: Mus pahari (shrew mouse)
Lineage: Eukaryota; Metazoa; Chordata; Mammalia; Rodentia; Muridae
Exons: 23
Coding region: 1-3225 (1074 amino acids)
Source: RefSeq, a predicted model, not a curated record